GCUUGAAUAUUCAGGAGUGAAAUUUUGUAGAGUUUGAAUAAUGGGGAGUCCCCUGUUCUUGGUAUUGGGAGUCUUUGUGCUGUUGUUUAGUUGCGAUGCAGCUACACAGACUUUGAAUUCAAGUUGCCCUGUAAAUUUCACAGUUGGUGAGACCAAAACUUACCAAUUUUGUAACAGCCUAAAUGUAUUAGGAGCUACUCUGUCAUAUACGUAUGUUGUAGGGAAUGGGUCAUUGGAUAUAGCUUUCCAGGCUGCCCCUGCUGCUUCUGGGGGAUGGGUAGCUUGGGGUAUAAACCCACAGGGGCUAGCCAUGAUUGGCACACAGGCUUUGAUUGCCUUUCAAUCAAGUAAUGGAUCAACUGUGGUGGGCACAUAUGAUGUGGAAUCUAAGUCUGCUCCUUUGAAUCCCUCACCUAUUAGCCUCAGUGUGACCAACAAGAGUGCUGUGUAUGAGAGUAGCAGUGGGAAGAUAACAAUCUUUGCCUCCUUGGUGCUUACUUCCAACCAAACCAGUAUUAAUCAGGUGUGGCAAGUGGGCAGCUCAGUCACCAACUCAACUCCUGCCAUACACAGUACUGCCCCAGCUGAUCUCAGCAGUUUAGGGACACUGGUUUUCCAAAGUGGAGCCACCUAGUAACACUCAGUACAUUUUAAUCCAUGCACUGGUUAUGUAUGCAAGGACUUUGUUCCACCUAAAUAAUCUAUACAUAAACCAGGAUACAAAUUGUUUAAG
Molecule: messenger RNA, 733 nt
Organism: Cryptomeria japonica (Japanese cedar)
Lineage: Eukaryota; Viridiplantae; Streptophyta; Pinopsida; Cupressales; Cupressaceae
Product: auxin-induced in root cultures protein 12-like
Exons: 1
Coding region: 41-634 (197 amino acids)
Source: RefSeq, a predicted model, not a curated record